GGUGGAGGGGGAGAGAGGUAAAUAGCCUUAAAUCGGAAGGGAGCUGCUUCUCUGUGGUCUUCCACAAGAGCUGCCUGGGCUCUGCUGGCUCAGUAAUAACUGAGUGACCUUUUCUUUUGCUGUAUUAUGUCUGGCUGGUAAGGGAUUGCAUUUUGCAGCUGAUAAAGCCCUGACUUCAUUCAACUCGGCUCCUCACACGCUGCUUUAGGUAAGUUGUCUUCAGCCAGGACGGAGACAGACAGCCUUGGACUGCAAGAUACUAAAAGGAGGACACCUGUAGCUCGGAUGCGGUCAACACAAUUACUUGGCGGAUCCUUGAGGACCUCAUUAUUUUAAACUUAAAGAAUAGCGAUCUCCCUCCCCAUCUCUCCCACCCCCCUUUUAUUUUUUUUCCCCAAACAAUGCUUCUUUUUGACCUUUCCCAAGGAGAAGAGCUACAAAGCAGCCACUGUGCUUAUUGAACUGCCUCCCCUGUAUCGCUUAAUUGAGAAGGUAUACAAAUGCUCUCAGUUCAGCCAGACACCAAGCCGAAAGGUUGUGCUGGCUGCAACCGUAAGAUUAAAGACCGGUAUCUUCUAAAGGCCCUGGACAAAUAUUGGCACGAAGACUGCCUGAAAUGUGCCUGUUGUGACUGCCGCCUGGGGGAGGUGGGCUCUACUCUGUACACCAAAGCCAACCUUAUCCUUUGUCGCAGAGACUACCUGAGGUUAUUUGGUGUUACAGGAAACUGCGCUGCCUGCAGUAAGCUCAUACCUGCUUUUGAGAUGGUGAUGAGAGCUAAGGACAAUGUUUAUCAUCUGGAUUGUUUUGCAUGUCAACUUUGUAAUCAGAGAUUUUGCGUUGGAGACAAAUUUUUCCUGAAGAACAACAUGAUUCUGUGCCAGACAGACUAUGAGGAGGGUUUAAUGAAAGAAGGUUAUGCACCCCAGGUUCGCUGAUCUGAUGCCACAUCAUUAAGAAUACAAAGCACUAUGUUCUUUUAUCUUUUUUGCUCAACAUGUAUAUAAGAAAUGACACAGGAACUUACUGAAUAGCGUAGAUAUAGGGAGACAGAAUGGUUGUGUGAAAUAAAAGGCGGACUGCAUCUGUAUGUAGUGAAAAUUGCUCCAGUUCAGAGUUGAAUGUUAAUUAAAAAGGUACUGUACAUACAGCUGGAUUUUUUUGCUUGCUAUUGGGAUUUUUUUUUUUUGUUUGUUUGUUUCUUUUUGUGUCAUUUGGCAUGAGAUGUUUAUUUUGGACUAUUGUAUAUAAUGUAUUGUAAUAUUUGAGGCACAAAUGUAAUACAGUUUUAUUGUGUUACCAUUUGUGUUCCUGUUUGCUUCUUUGUAUUGUUGCAUUUAGUACAAUCAGUGUCUAAACUUACUGUAUAUUUAUGCUUUCUGUAUCUACCAGCUAUUUUAAAUGAGCUGUAUCUUUCUAGUAAAAAGAAUUAAAGAGCAAAUCCCAACCAUUAUGCUACA
This is a messenger RNA of Oxyura jamaicensis (ruddy duck), 1460 nucleotides long. It is a transcript of the gene LMO3, whose product is annotated as LIM domain only 3. Gene Ontology annotation, cellular component: nucleus. Bases 501 to 938 code for a protein of 145 amino acids. The record is from RefSeq and is a predicted model, not a curated record. Gene Ontology annotation, biological process: positive regulation of transcription by RNA polymerase II. Gene Ontology annotation, molecular function: transcription coactivator activity; DNA-binding transcription factor binding. Lineage: Eukaryota; Metazoa; Chordata; Aves; Anseriformes; Anatidae. The transcript has 4 exons.